Messenger RNA from Actinia tenebrosa (Australian red waratah sea anemone), 3699 nucleotides. RefSeq lists its product as uncharacterized. Gene Ontology annotation, cellular component: intermediate filament cytoskeleton; microtubule organizing center; microtubule. The record is from RefSeq and is a predicted model, not a curated record. Gene Ontology annotation, biological process: cilium assembly. NCBI's taxonomy places the organism in Eukaryota, Metazoa, Cnidaria, Anthozoa, Actiniaria, Actiniidae.
AACAACAACAUGGCGGCAGAAACAUGAGAUGAGGUAAUGAGGAAGAAAACCCGGAAAAAAUGUCAUUUUUAAAACGAUUUCUACACAGUCAACCAGAAACAUCAAGAACCAGCACUCCUCCUAGUGAGAAAUGUCAAGAAACUAGCGUGAAGUCCAAGAGCUCACCACAAGAUCCUGCUUUCAUGACUUCUGAUUCCCAUGAUGAACUGUCAUUGUUCAGUGGCAUGACGUUCAGCUCACAGACAUCCUCUGGUGGUGAUGUCCUUGACGACGUCCUUGACGAGUCUACAGGCAAUGAACGGGAAAUACAAGAAUCACAAGAGUUAAAAGAAAUAUUUGAAAAACUGGAAAUGACAAAAGGUGAUGAAGAGAUCAAAGAAAGUAAACUCAGUCCUCAGAAUAAAGAAGAGAACAAAGACACACUAGACACACCAGAAAAAGAACAUCAGCGUGAAACCCAAACAACGCCUACAAACUUGUCUGGUCAGCAAGGCAAAAAGAAAAAGAAAACACAAGCAAAAAGACCUGGUUAUGCUAGAGACAGUCAAAACAUUAGUCAUCCUCAGCCCAAAGGAACAGUAGGGGAACAAACUACAUUAGAUCAUACAACUGCCAUACAAAAGACACCAGAAAUACCUUUUGAGGAUUUGUCCAAGAUAGACAAGGCAGAUGAAGUAUCUGACUUACAAUCUGAUUUACGACCAAGAGAUGAAGCAGAACAUGGGACACUUAAACAACGAAUAGACAAAGAUGUCAAUCCAAUCGUAGACAAAGGUGAAGAAAAGCCAGGAGCAGAAGACCAUGAAACAGUUUCAAAGCAAGGCAUUCUAAACCUUUAUUCAAUUGAAACUCCAGCAUCUUCUGAGGAAAAUCUGGCUGAAGUUGAACAAGAACAACAAGAACAUGGUUUUAGAGCAAAAACACCAGAAAACAUCCAGGAGAAGCCAGAACUGAAGGAAGAUGAAGACAAUACAAGUAACAAAACGGAAGCUAUUCCAGACUUCCAAAAAGUCCUUGAAUCAACUAAGAAAUCUGAGGACAUUGCGCAGAAAAAUUCUAGUGACAAAGAUGGUGUUGUUCCAAAAGAAAAUAUCACACUUGCUGAAUUAAACGAGGAAAAGUAUGGAACAUCCUUUGAGGAUAAACAAGGAAUUUCAAAAGAAGACAGUGAGAAGGAAGAAGAUCAAACAUAUAAUUUACAGCUUGAUGCCGAAGACAGAUGCUCUCUAUUUGAGCAGGAUAUGCAGUUUAGAAUUUCAAAUUUAAGGGACGAAGAAAAAGUUCUCCAAGAGCUUGAAAAUAAACUGCUUCAGAAUUACUCUACCUCAGGUAGUGUCUAUCUUGACAAAGAGAAAGAGCUGGAACACUUGACCCAAGAAGAGAGCAAUGCUCUUGCUAACGACAACUAUGAUCUGGCUGAAGAAUUGAGCAUCAAAAUCGAGGAACUGAAAGAAUGUCUCGAAAAAGCAAAAUACAAACUCCCUGCCGUUGACAUCAAGGUACAGAAAGCCCUUCAACUGAGAUCUGAGUUAUCCCUCAAAAGAUUAUCGAUCUUACGCGACGCACAAGUCAGUUUAGAGGAAGUCAGAGAAGAACAAGCUUCGUCACUUGACGCCUUCAAUGAAGAAAACAAUACCAGAAUAUCUAAAGAAAAACAAAAUUUGAACUCAGAAAGACUGCGACUGGACCGCGCACGCGCGCACCUUCAACUCGAUACGGAACACUUGGACAAGGAAGAGAUGAUGUUAGAAGAGGAAGUACAACAAAGAACAGAAGAGUUCGUUCAAAAAAAGCAAUUACUUAUAGAAGAAAGAGAAAAAAUAAAGGCUGAUAUCGCAGAAGUCGAAAAGAGGUUAGAACAGUUGCGUGUGAGUGAAACACAGUGUAACAAAAGCAUCGAGGCAGAGGAACUAAAGAUCAAGGAAAUCAUAGACGAAUUUUCACCACAAAAGGAACCACUGCAUAAACAGAGAAAAGAACUUGAAGAUCAACAGAGUUCACUAAAUACUGAUCAGGAAUCCUUGAAUUUGGCCCAAAAAAGAUUCAAUAAGUUGGUGAAGUCGUGGAGUGAUAGAAAAGAAAGGUCAACAGAAUUCCUGAAUAGCCUACAAGCAACCAUCAGCAAUAACAUAUCAUCUAUUGAUGUUCUUGAGAAGCAGCGAGGAGAAAUUGAAGACUUUCUUUGCUUGAAACAUCUUUCUUUCACUCAAGAUACUACAUUGGAUAAGCUUCGAUCAUCAUUUAAACAAACAAAUCAACAAAUUAAAUCCUUGACAAGCAAAAUAACCUUAUCAGAUAGAAACGUAACAAGUCUUAGAAAGAGAGUGACUGAAAUCGAGGAUCAGAUCUCGGACAGAAACRAGGCAAAGGACAUCGCAAAGAAAGAGAGGAACUUCAAGGAAGCGAAAAGGCUGAAGGAGGAGAGUGAAGGUUUAAAAGCUGAGGGGAUCCAAAGCCAAGAAAAACUUGAGCGGCUUCUCGAGGAGCUGAAUCAAGACACAGUCUUAUUGCAGACCAAAGAAAAGGAAUUUAUAAAAAUAAAAGAAGAACUCGAAGAGAUUGAAUACGAAUCAGAUUUGAAGCUAGUGAAUUCUGCUGCAAAGGUGGUUAAGGGAUUACAACAACAAAUAACCAGAUACGCCGACAAUGAGUUUCUUCACUCGCUACUAACUGCUGAGAUAGCGACUUGUCAGAACUUAAUCAACGAGUUGUGCUCCAAGCACAGCAUAUCUAAACCUUUAAUAGAUGAGCCACAACCACAAGAUGACGCUUUGGAUAAUGAUGAGAUAGAGAAGAUCGAUAAAGAGGUGGAUAAAACAUCUUGCAGUGAUCGAGGUGUAGCAGCGGAUGGGGAAUCCAAUCAAGUCACAGAGACAGAAGAAAACAAGGAAGAUCUUCUUAAUCAACUAGAUGAGCUUGAGGGAAAACUGGAGGCAGUKGUCGAUAUGGAAGAUUUUGACGAAGCAGAUCGAAUUCAGCAAGAAAUAGUUCAACUCAAAUCAAAGYUUGAAGAAAGGAGCUAGCAACGAAAAGACAGACUCCAACCCGGAAUAUUAACACCAACCGUAAAUCCGACGUUAUUCAGUGAGAGAAAGCCACCAUCCAAUAGGAAAUGAAACAAAAAAGRAAACAAAAUUACAGGCCUGAGAAAUCACUUCGUUUUCGACUGUCAAGCAACGCGUAUACUGAAGGAAACUGAAAGAUUCAUCGCAGUUGCUCUCAUGCAAGUUUAUCUAUGUUUAUUUCAGUGAUCGCCGUUGAAAUAGACAAAUAGACUGUCAGCGGUCCCUCUUCCCCACCCUUCCUGGCAGAGUAGCGUCCGGUAUCAAUCUACAAUCAAUACAAUCUACCAAGAGCCCACGUUCCUAUUGGUCAUUACUGAGAAACAAGAGGUGCUGACCAAGAGGCACGUGGGCUCUGUGUACGAGAUUGGUCCGGAAUGAAAGAAUCCGACUCGACUGGAUUUGGUACGAUAAUCACACUGGCCUUAUUACUGGGUUGUCUGUGGCAGCUCAGUCUAAAAAUACGUUGCGUUUCUUCGUAUUUUCCUGCGUCAGAAAAUGCCAAAAUUACACAAUAGUACCCAAGGGUUUUCAGCCACUGCCGAAGAGUCCUUUGCGGACAUAUGAUACAGAGAUCCCGUGUAAAGUCUGAUUUAUAUUCAAGUGAAAAUUACCAAUAAAUGUGUAAUUUAUCAAA